GAAUGGAAUAAGCAAUCCAUCACAUAGUGUGACACGUUCCCCAAAACACACACACACUCAAAACCUGAGAGUGGUGUCAGAAUGUUUAUUGAAGAGGGCAAUCUGACUGGCUGAACCGACCUGGGUACCCGGUAACUUUUAACAUAAGCAAACAGAGAUACUGUAAACCUGCUGUGCAUGGAAACUGUGUUUAUACUUAAAUUGGACUUGGAAGACUGAAAUAACUUACUAGAAAAAUAUAGCUUAAGUUCCCAGGAGCUCUGAAUGACCUUGAGAUCAUUCUGAAAAAAACAGAAAUAUGUAGACAUAUACAGUGAUGCAAACAGAGUUACACAAAUAUUUUUGAAGUCAGCUAAUAAAAUACAUUUCCUUCCCUAUUUUUUAUGAUAGCUUUGCAAACAUACUUUUAAAACCACACUUUUCAGCCCCACCAAGCAUUUUUUUUGCCACUCGCGUUAUCAGAACUGAUGGCAAGCAUUCUGCAAUGUAAGUGCUGCCUCAUUUACUUCUGAGUGAGUUUUGUAAUUGCUGGAUCUGUUCCUUUUAGAUAGACUGCUGAAUUUCUUACUACCACAUGACAAGACAACAAACUUUAUUAGUGAUGCAGUGGAAGUACAGAGGAAGACAAAACCAAAAAAAGAUACAAGAAACUUCAGACUUUUCUGAGUGCGGCCAGCACAUUGACAAAAUAUUUUGAUUUAUAUGGCACCUAAAGUGGUGUACAUUGGUACAUCUGCAUGGAAAGUGAUCACAAAUCAGAAAUAACAACCACCACAAAUUGUGAACUCUGUUGCUCAUGAACCUAGAAAAUAAUUAUUAGGAGUAUGAAAGCACCCAGACUAAUGUAACCUAAUGUUGCAUAACUGUGAUCAAAUGUCUACAAAACCCAGGAAAUUGCUAAAUCUAAAAGCGUUUUGCUUAAAAAAUAAUGUGAUAAAAGAAGAGAGGAUAACUAUUUUAGAACUUGAAAACAGCCAGAAGAGUCUAACCGAGCUGCUUUUACUCUUCUGCCAUGGGCUGGUGCAUGGCCAGUAUUGGAAGCUGACUGAAAAGGAAAGUUGGAGAUGCAUCGAGUGAUGGAUUGCAGGUUAUCCACCAAUCUGAAUUUGUACCUGCAUUUUCCACACCACUCAUACAAUCUCCAUUUAGCAGGAAAGCACCACACAUGCAGGCAGGCAGAAGGGACUGUGCUUUUCUCAGCAAGGUGCUCAUCCUGCAAAGCCCGAUGGUGUCCAGGAGUGGGAUGACCUGGGAGCACUUAGAUCGCAUCAAGGCUCUGGAGGAGGGGGGCGGGUUUCAGUUCAGUGCCGGCAUAUACAUUUUGGUGUAUAGUGUGGGAAUAACUGACCCUCGGAGAAAAUCCGCCAAGCUCCUGAGAAAACAGGAUGGUGAAUAUGUGUUUGUGGAGAAUAAUUCUACUCCGUGACUGGAGGUUGUAGCGAAGUGGGUGGGGGCCGGUCUCUUCUCCAAUGCCUGCAGCGAGAGGAAAAGAAUAAAUGGCCUUAAGAGAGGAGAGAUUCAGAAGAGACAGCAGAAUUUUUUUUUUUCACUGUUAUAAUGGUCAGACGUUGCAACAGGCUGCCCAGGGAGAUGGUGAAGUCACCAGUUCAAGAAGCGUCUGGAUUUGGAACUGGGUGACGUGGUUAGUGGUUUAAGGGUUACACGGGCAGUGCGAGGCGGACGCUUGAACCGGAUGAUCUUAAAGAUGUCUUCCAACCGUGGUGAUUCUGUGAAUAAAGGCGGCGAGGCUCCUGCGUCCCGGUUUAGGGGGUGAAACUCAGCAUUCCGUGAUUCCGGCUCCCACUGAGGGCAGAGGCCGCAGAGCGCCGCGGCCGCGUCCGUCAGCUCCGGUGCCGCUCCCGGCCCGUCCGCCGGCGGCUGCGCGCGCCUCCCCUUCCUCCUCCUCCUCCUCCCGCCGCGGCCACUGCCCCCGCGGCAGGGAUGGAGGCCAUCGAAGAGCUGGCGGUCCAGCCUUGCACCUCCUCCCUCUACCUGCGGCCUUUCCGCCUCUCUUACCGGCAGAAUGGCACUAAGAAGUUCUGGGAUUUUAUGAGGACACAUGACAGUGUGUCAAUCCUGAUCUUUAAUACUUCUCGGGAGUGCUUUGUUGUGGUGAAGCAGUUCCGCCCAGCUGUUUACAUGUGUGAAAUAGAAAGGCAUCAUCCUCAAGUCUUUGAGAAUCAGGACAAGGAGAGCUUCUCUUCCCUGGAAAAUCCCUUACCUGCUGUGGUUGGAGUGACCUAUGAACUCUGUGCUGGCAUUGUGGACAAGCCAGGCCUUUCUUUAGAAGAAAUUGCUUGUGAGGAAGUUUUGGAAGAGUGUGGCUAUCGUGUUUCCAUUGCAGACCUCAGGAGGAUCACUUCUUACAGGUCUGGAGUUGGUGUGACAGGUUCUAGACAGACUCUGUUUUAUGCAGAAGUAAAUGACCAGAUGAGAACCAGUGAAGGAGGUGGCCAGCCUGAAGAAGGAGAGCUGAUUGAAGUUGUGGAAAUACCUUUAGGAGAAUCCAUGAAGUUUGCUUAUGAUGAGACAUUCCCGAAGACAAUGGGUGUCAUCUUCAGCUUCAUGUGGUUCCACAGCAACAUAGCACCUAAACUACCCAAAAAGUAAAGAACCAUGAUUUUAAGGAAAGCUUUUCUGCUGGUGCUGUGCAUGCAGAAAGCUGCAAAUCUUCCUGCCUCAAUCAACUCAGCUUCUCAUAAGACAGAUUUUUCUUUAAAUAAACUUGGAAGUAUAAUCUGAAUUAAAAUCUUCACACAGUUUCCAUUAUUAGCAAAAUGCAAACUGGAAUCGCUGGGGCCAGGAUUUGCCUUGGAGAGGCAAAUGUUGAUUUUUGUGCAAAGGUUAAGUGAAUGUGUCCAAUCUCCUUUCUCGCAGCACUGUUUUGAGGAGCUGCCCAAGCCCUCAGCACAGCUGCCUCAGGAGCCUCUCACCGUGUCUGUACAUAUUGGCAAUGCAUAUUCAUUGUUGGUUUUGAUAUUUUUUUUGAAGAAAGCAGCAAACCUUAAUAGUCACAGAUACCUUAACAACGUUCCUGAGUUCAGCACAGCUCUCGGGGAGCAGCUUUCUCUGUGGUGUGUGGCUCCUGUGCAGAGGAGGAGGCGUUUGCAUUUCUGAACAUGCAAACCUUUAUUUCAUAAGCAAACAGGUCUGUAAAUCCUGCUAACGUGUCAAUGCAGCAGCUGUAAGAUUAUGUGCUCCUGUUUGUUCCCAUCACAAUGCUGGGCAGCAGUGAUGGUGAUGGAGGGGUGAAGGAUGGGGGCUUCUGCUGGAACACAUGCUUCUUUGUUUGCUUUAUGGGCAAUAGUUGAUAAAUUAGAUCAAACUUUGUCCCCUAGAGCGGGACCAGAGAGGCCAAAUUCUUUUAAUUUGACGAUGAGGGAUUAACACAAGGGAUUUCUCUGAGCCUUGCUGUGGUCUCAAUUUCCUCACCACCCAAAUGGGAGGAAUGGGACUUACCCCUCAGAUAACACUUCUUGGAAUCUAAUGAUUGGAAGUUCUUUAUUUUGAUUUUAUCAUGAUUUGUGCAGUGCAACCUGCACAGACGUACUGAGGAAUGGCUUUUAAAAUCAACGUCUUGAUUUAAUAAGUUAAUCUAAUUUGAUUUAAUAAAGUGGUCUAAUUAGGACGUAUAGUACUUGUUCUAUCAGUGUAGUUUGGAUGUGGACUGUUUGUCAUGUGAAACUGUUAAGAGCAUGAAUGAAACAGAAUGAAGACUGGCAAUUUAAUUAUGCACUGGGUUAUGUUAUUCACUGACUUAAUCAACAUGGCACAUUAUAAAUGCCUCCAGGAGUACUGAGGUGCUAAGUGUGUUUAGAAGAGAACUGCAGAUAUGCAAACUUGAACUUAACAGCUGAAAUAAAUGCAGCAGAGGUGUC
Molecule: messenger RNA, 3878 nt
Organism: Serinus canaria (Common canary)
Lineage: Eukaryota; Metazoa; Chordata; Aves; Passeriformes; Fringillidae
Gene: NUDT14
Product: nudix hydrolase 14
Exons: 5
Coding region: 1942-2610 (222 amino acids)
Biological process (GO): nucleoside phosphate metabolic process; ribose phosphate metabolic process
Molecular function (GO): UDP-sugar diphosphatase activity; metal ion binding
Source: RefSeq, a predicted model, not a curated record